AUGCCUUCUGCGUCGAACCCCAAGCAGCUGGAUGUGCCCCAGACACCGACGUGGCAGUCGAGGCUUGAAGAUGCCUGCAGAGAAUACCAAAUCAUCGCCCCCAAGUACCAGCUUUCUUCCGACAGAAGAGGCGGUCGCACGGCCUGGUCCAGCAGCGUAAUUGUCCACGGGUCGACGCACGCGGCCCGGUUCUGGUACGACGGCAAGAACAUCAACAACGCCAGGGAGGACGCGGCCGAGGUCGCCUACACCUGGCUGACGACCCCAACGAGCUCGCCGUCGUCGACAGGGUGGUAA
Messenger RNA from Gaeumannomyces tritici R3-111a-1, 297 nucleotides. RefSeq lists its product as hypothetical. NCBI's taxonomy places the organism in Eukaryota, Fungi, Ascomycota, Sordariomycetes, Magnaporthales, Magnaporthaceae. The record is from RefSeq and is a predicted model, not a curated record. The transcript is spliced from 3 exons. The coding region runs from base 1 to 297 and encodes 98 amino acids.